GGGGGGGUGGGGAAAAAGGAAUAGAAGGCAAGAUGGACACGUGGCCGAUUUUUGUCGAGGCGCCAUACGCUAGCGUGCAACAAUAAGAGCGAGAGGCCGCUGUUGGCUUUCUCCAUCUCCUCACUUGGCCUGCAAGAAAGCACAUCCAGCGAAGCAAAUCGUCCAUGGCGCCUGAACCCGAAGACGAGAUCAAGGACGAGAAAAACCCUCGUCCUCUCGACGAAGAUGAUAUUGCUCUCCUUAAAACAUACGGCUUAGGACCUUAUUCCACUAGCAUAAAGAAAGUGGAGAAGGAAAUUAAAGAAAUGGCUAAGAAGGUCAAUGAUUUGUGUGGUAUAAAGGAGUCUGACACAGGCUUAGCAGCACCCAGCCAGUGGGAUCUUGUUUCUGACAAGCAAAUGAUGCAGGAGGAGCAGCCUCUUCAGGUAGCAAGAUGCACAAAGAUAAUCAACCAAAAUUCUGAAGAUGCCAAAUAUGUAAUAAAUGUGAAGCAAAUUGCUAAGUUUGUUGUUGGACUGGGUGACAAAGUUUCCCCAACUGAUAUAGAAGAAGGCAUGCGGGUUGGGGUUGAUCGAAAUAAAUAUCAGAUUCAAAUUCCUUUGCCUCCAAAAAUUGAUCCCAGUGUCACUAUGAUGACAGUGGAAGAGAAGCCUGAUGUGACAUAUAAUGAUGUCGGUGGAUGCAAGGAGCAGAUUGAAAAGAUGCGAGAAGUUGUUGAGCUGCCCAUGCUUCAUCCAGAGAAAUUUGUGAAGCUUGGAAUUGAUCCUCCCAAAGGUGUUCUCUGCUAUGGUCCUCCUGGGACUGGUAAAACACUUCUGGCUAGAGCUGUGGCCAAUAGAACUGAUGCAUGUUUUAUCCGUGUUAUUGGGAGUGAGCUAGUUCAGAAAUAUGUUGGUGAGGGGGCUCGGAUGGUUCGUGAGCUAUUUCAGAUGGCACGCUCCAAAAAGGCUUGUAUUGUGUUUUUUGAUGAAGUGGAUGCCAUAGGCGGUGCACGCUUUGAUGAUGGUGUUGGUGGAGACAAUGAGGUUCAGCGUACAAUGCUUGAAAUUGUGAAUCAGCUUGAUGGUUUUGAUGCUCGUGGAAACAUAAAAGUUCUAAUGGCGACAAACAGACCUGACACGCUAGACCCUGCACUUUUACGUCCUGGACGGUUAGAUCGUAAGGUUGAGUUUGGCUUACCUGAUUUGGAGAGCAGGGCACAAAUAUUUAAGAUCCACACAAGAACAAUGAACUGCGAGAGGGAUAUUCGGUUUGAGCUGUUGGCUCGCCUUUGUCCAAAUUCCACUGGAGCUGACAUAAGGAGUGUUUGCACUGAAGCUGGAAUGUAUGCCAUUCGUGCUAGAAGGAAAACUGUGACAGAGAAGGACUUCCUUGAUGCAGUUAACAAAGUCAUCAAGGGAUACCAGAAGUUCAGUGCCACGCCUAAGUACAUGGUGUAUAAUUGAGGGAUGGGGUGAAAUUUUGAGUAAACUGACAUUUCCAGAGAGGAAAGUGGUGAAUCCAAGGUCAUUUCAUUGUCAUAAUUCUGUGGUUCGCUGUCUGGAAUAUGCAGCCUGCUUGGGUUAAUCUCUCCCCUCCCUACUAUACGGAUUCAUGAAGUUAAGAUCACUUCUUAUACUUCCAUUAUGUCCAAAAGUUAUCGAGACAAUUUAUUAAAUUCUUGGUUGCUAGUGUCUUUGGCUAUUUGUGCUGGAUGGGAUUAUUAUAACAUGCUGAAGAUGAGCAGUCUUCCUGUUGUGCUGUUUGUGCAUUUAUGAUGAAUGAAUCUGACUUAUGGACUAA
Molecule: messenger RNA, 1782 nt
Organism: Malania oleifera
Lineage: Eukaryota; Viridiplantae; Streptophyta; Magnoliopsida; Santalales; Ximeniaceae
Product: 26S proteasome regulatory subunit 7
Exons: 10
Coding region: 165-1445 (426 amino acids)
Biological process (GO): proteasome-mediated ubiquitin-dependent protein catabolic process
Cellular component (GO): proteasome regulatory particle, base subcomplex
Molecular function (GO): ATP binding; ATP hydrolysis activity; proteasome-activating activity
Source: RefSeq, a predicted model, not a curated record